AUGAGGUACCUUGUCCUCAGGGUGAGGAACCUUGCCCUCAGAGUCAGGAACCUUGUCUUCAGCGUGAGGAACCUCGUCAAGGUUCCUGACUGUGAGGACAAGGUUCCUGACUGUGAGGACAAGGUUUAUCACGCUGAGGACAAGGUUCCUCACGCUGAGGACAAGGCUCCUCACGCUGAGGACAAGGCUCCUCACGCUGAGGACAAGGCUCCUCACGCUGACGACAAGGCUCCUCACGCUGACGACAAGGUUCCUCACCGUGAGGACAAGGUUCCUCACGCUGAGGACAAGGUUCCUCACGCUGAGGACAAGGUUCCUCACGCUGAGGACAAGGUUCCUCACGCUGAGGACAAUGUUCCCACGCUGAGGACAAGGUUCCUCACGCUGAGGACAAGGUUCCUCACCCUGGGGACAAGGUUCCUGAUUCUGAGGACAAGGUUCCUCACCCUGAGGACAAGGUUCCUCACGCUGAGGACAAGGUUCCUCACGCUGAGGACAAGGUUCCUCACCCUGAGGACAAGGUUCCUCACGGUGAGGACAAGGUUCCUCGCGCUGAGGACAAGGUUCCUCACGCUGAGGACAAGGUUCCUGACUCUGAGGACAAGGUUUAUCACGCUGAGGACAAGGUUUGUCACGCUGAGGACAAGGCUCCUCAUGCUGAGGACAAGGUUCCUCACCCUGAGGACAAGGUUCCUGACUCUGAGAACAAGGUUCCUCACGCUGAGGACAAGGUUCCUCACGCUGAGGACAAGGUUCCUCACGCUGAGGACAAGGUUCCUCACGCUGAGGACAAUGUUCCCACGCUGAGGACAAGGUUCCUCACCUAG
Molecule: messenger RNA, 827 nt
Organism: Paramuricea clavata
Lineage: Eukaryota; Metazoa; Cnidaria; Anthozoa; Malacalcyonacea; Plexauridae
Source: the annotation of a GenBank genome assembly